This is a messenger RNA of Symbiodinium natans, 333 nucleotides long. NCBI's taxonomy places the organism in Eukaryota, Dinophyceae, Suessiales, Symbiodiniaceae. The record is from the annotation of a GenBank genome assembly.
AUGCCCUGGAGCGUGGCAAAGGGUUACGACCACUUCACCCCCGUAGGCGGCUUCAUUGACAAGCUCAGUGUGCCGAACCCUCACAACCUGGAGCUCUACUGCCAAGUCAACGGCGUGGAGAGGCAACGUGGCAACACGAAGGAUAUGGUUUUCACCAUCCCAAGCCUCAUCUCCCACAUCAGCACUAUCUUCACCCUGGAGUGUGGCGACGUCAUCCUGACCGGAACACCGGAAGGGGUGGGGCCGAUCGAGGCUGGCGACAAGGUCGUUGCCGGUAUUCGCGACCUUCCUGAAGCCGGACUUCAGUUUGAUGUUGUGAUGGAUGACGAGUGA